CCAACACCACAAUAAACAAAUGGCGAUUUCUGAAAAAAUUAGCAGCUUGUCAGUGGUUUAAUUGCUGAAGUUAAGUGCCAUCAAUAUGACUGAAUAAUAUUGGAAGGUCUAGGAAUCAAUUAUGGAGGAAGAGGAAGGGAAGAAGAGUCCUUUUGGGUCAGAUGAGGAACAAGACCCUAGGGGAAGUUCCUCUAGCCUGACGGUUGAAAAUGUCCGUCUUCAUACGGAGCAGGCGAAGAAGAGGAGAGAUUCAACCUCUUCUAAGGACAGUCAGCCACUCAGCCCGCUUAGUCCAUUGAAGACGCCAGCAUCCAAUCCUAGUGCACAGUCAUCCGUUGUCAGCGACAUUACAGGCUCUAAUAGGACAGAUGAGAAAGACCUCCAGCUUCCAAAGAAAAAACCGUUGCCACCGAUUGGGGUGACUGAUGAUGAUGAGUUGGAAGAGCAGCAACGGAAAGGAUCAGCCUCAACAGAGUUUUCUAUCCCACGGCCCUCGUCGUUUUUCAAAGGCGAGGCAAAAACUACAAUCGAUGAUGCUGCAUCUAUAAAGUCUGGUGUUUCAAUGAAAUCAGGAAUGUCUGCCAAAUCCACAGAGAGCAGGACAUCUUCAAAACGGACAGUGUCAUUUGCUGAUGGUGAGCCCACAAAAUUAAAAGUCAGUAAAAAAGAAAGUACGAUUGCAAACAAAGAGGUAACAAAGCGGAAAGGUGCGGAUGGCAAAGAAUUCGUGGUCAUUUCCAUAGAUGCACAGACGGAAUGGAGUUGGUUGGAGGACUUGAAAUCCGUGGGGAAGUCGGCCCUCAGCGACCCGACCCCUGUGACUAAAACAGAUCAGUCUCCAAGGCCCGCUCUCUAUACGCACCGCCUGUCUUUUGAGGGAAAGCUCCCUCCCUCUAGCCUCACGCAAAAAUGUGCUUCCCGGCUCACUGAAGAGUCAUCAUCGGAGUCGAGUAUUGACGAUGAUCUCGUUGAGGACGAAAGCGGGACGACGAAAUCGAAGAGUGGCCCUAGCACGCCAUCUGGUGGAUCCAGCGCCCAGGAUGAUGUGGUUGCUUACCCUCAACCUGCUGUCAGUGACGCGUAUGGCAUCCCGCUGCUCGAGUUGAGUAGUGAUUCUGACUUUUCUGACGACGACUCUGAAAGUGAACCUCCAGUCGAAGGGGAAGAUUCAGAUAUAGUCCAGGGCAUCGGACCGCCGCAAAUCUUACAAUAUAAAAGAGAAUCUGAGGACCAGCCUCCACAAGUCAACAAUCCACGACUCCUAGCCCCAUCACCCGGUCAAGAUACCGACAAUAUAUCAUCCUACGAUCAAAUGUUCUCCGCACCUUGCGAAUACUGCGGCAACCAAGUAAAGCCGUUUCCGACGUUGGAGCAACAGGACUCGCAACCUCCGGAAGAUCUUUAUUGCUGCGAUAAAUAUCGCGAGUUUGUUCACUUUACGUUGACGCAUCCCUUGAAUGAUCAGUUGAAGGAGGACAAGGAGAUUGAUAUCGCGCCCCAUCCGCCACACGGAAGCAAGCUUGCUCGGAGGGCGGCAAAGGAGCGCGCUGCACAGAGAAUGAGGGAACGAGAGAUGCAGCGACAACAAGCAGCGGCCGCCGCCAUGUCCACCGGAGCAGCACCUACAAAUUUCUUCUCCUCGGGCACAUCCAAUAGAAUCUCGGACAUUGCUCGACAGAUGAAGACAAUCAACUACCAGCUGUCGUCCCAACGUUGCCUGGAGGAAGGCUGGACCGUACGCAUCCCCUCGCCGCUCAUGGAGGACGAUAACGAACCAAACGUCUUCAUCGCUGAGCCUCUUUCUGAAUUCGGCGAUGACGACGAGUACCAAUUCAUUGACUUGAUGGGCCAAUCACACGUCGACGGCGAUACGUCAAGGCGGGAAGAUUCAAAUCGCACCGACUUAGGUGGGAAGAAACAGCACGCAAAGUCUUCAAACGUCGAGGGUAGGACAACGAAACGUGGACGUGAUUCAACGCUGCCCGGCGUGGACGAACGACAAGGCGGCGAUGAGUCGAGAGGAAGAAAGAGCAAACAGGGUAAACAAACUGGUAACAAGGAUAGUUUACAAGGGGGCGACGGAGUGCAGAAGAAGGGGCGGAAGGGUGGUGUGAAGAGCUUCUCGUUGCAGCGGCCAGAUGAUGCGGAGGUUUCGCAGGGUGAGUCCACAGAGGUGGAGUCACCGCGGAAACUUGCCUUGAAGGCUCUUGCUAGGGCCAAAAGAAGAAUGCUUCGACAGUGGUACUACCCCGAUGGUACAAAGUUCCUGACCGUCUUCCCUGAUGGUUCCGGUAAUGUCUUCUACCCGUCCGGCAGCGUCGCCAUCACCAUUUCUCACGUCUCGCGAGGACAGCUGUGCUACGUCAUCCAUGAUGACAAGAAGGAGACUGGUGUACCGAUGUUGGGCGUAUUUGAACCAAACGGUUUUGCCGGCUGUUAUUUCCCUAACGGAGACUUGAGGCUCUACCUCGAUCAGCUCGGAGGUGUGGAGCAUGAUUUUCAGGGCGGUCGCAAGCGGCGAUGGAGUUGGAAAGAUCAGUCCACGCACGUUCACGCACCACCAUUCCAACCAAUCUGCUUCUCCUUGAAUAAUCGACUAAGCGUGCGUGUCAUGAGCCAGGCCAACAUUGCGUUGACGUUUAGGGAUAAGAAUCGGAGUUGUCGAUUUAGUGUCGGAGCCAAAUUAAAGCUCGUCAACCCAGGUUUGAUACCGCCAAAAGAAGUAGAUGAAGACUUGCUGUAUAUAAAUGAAGUUAAAGCCAAAGUGGAGACGUUACUAAACCGUGUCUCCAACCUGCUGAAAUUCCCCAAGUCACCAAAAUUAGAUAAGAUGAAACUGCCUCUUCACGUGACAAGCAUGGUCGAACGAAAUGAGAAAUUACGAACUCAAGCAGCGGGCAAAACGCCACGGAAAGAGAGUAACAUAACUACGGUUGUUUCAGUCAAUUGAUUGGUGAACUCAAACUUCGAACAAGGACAUGAAGGAUGUACAGUAGAACCUCUCUAUUAAGGACACCCUCGGGACUCACAAGUGCUGUCCUUAAAAGAGAGGUGUCCUGAUAAGAGAGGUGAGAGGUCAAAUUGAACUUAAUGUAUGUUCAUGAACAUAUAUAAAUGUCUGUAAAUUGCAAAAAAAUGUACUGUAAAUUGGUAACGCCAAAAUUCCACGUCUGUUUUAUUUUCUCAGAUUUGAGGGAUAAUUGUCAUUUGCCAAAAUUAAUUGCAAAUAAACAAAUUUUGAUUAGAGAACCGAAAGAAUGUUUGAACUCGGCCAAAUUAAAAAUCGUGAAAAUUUUAUUUUUUGUGAGUUGCAAAAAUGGAAAGUGGUGGAAAUUUGAUGGUUUGCAGUACAUGUUUUAGAGGUUUAAGUUAUGACUCAAGUUAUGGUUCAUUUUAUACUACUUUGCUUUCAUUCUUGGCAUUAACAAUGACAAGAGCCAAUUACUGAUGGCUCUCACAAAUGCCAAUAAGUAUAAUAUUAUACUUCCUUAUUUCUAAUUGCUACAAACCGUCCAUUCCAAAACCAAGGUAUUUUUACCUGCUGUCCAAAUGUGAUAUUUUGUAAAUAGAAGAGUAUGAAUAAAGUUGCCAUUACUUUUA
Lineus longissimus is the source of this 3600-nucleotide messenger RNA. RefSeq lists its product as uncharacterized. The coding region runs from base 122 to 2950 and encodes 942 amino acids. The record is from RefSeq and is a predicted model, not a curated record. The transcript has 15 exons. Lineage: Eukaryota; Metazoa; Nemertea; Pilidiophora; Heteronemertea; Lineidae.